AGAUCUACGAGAAAACUUCUUCCGGUCCUGUCUGGUAUACUUCCGCUGAAAACAACACCACGUGUGAGGAAUGAAUGGGUAGCUGUCAGGACUGUCCACACUGACACUCAGCGGCGUUAAGAACAGAAGAAGACGUUUUAAAUUUGUCUUACUUUGUGUUCGCAGGGUCCUUAACUUCUUCUGUUUAAGACUGAACACUGAUCAACAUGAGUUUUGUGGAGUACUCAGACUUGAUUCAGGACGGGGAUGUUGCUAUCAUCUACCUGGGCCACGACUCCAUGAUGCCCGUCAAAGUGCAGCAGGGCGCCCAGACACAGACGCGCUACGGGGCCAUCCGCCAUUCCACUGACCUGAUAGGCCAGAGGUACGGGUCAAAGGUCACAUGCAGCAAAGGCGGCUGGGUCCACGUACUUCACCCCACACCUGAGCUGUGGACGAUCACGCUGCCGCAUCGCACACAGAUCCUGUACACCACGGACAUCGCUACCAUCACCAUGAUGCUGGAGCUGAAGCCGGGGUCCAUUGUUUGUGAGUCAGGUACCGGUAGUGGGUCUCUAUCCCACGCCAUCCUUCGGACCAUCGCCCCCACAGGCCACCUGCACACGGUGGAGUUCCACCAGCAGCGAGCCGAGAAGGUGGCGGAAGAGUUCAGGGAGCACCACGUGGAUCACCUGGUCACCGUCAGGAACCAGGACGUCUGCAAAGACGGGUUUGGAGUGACGGGGGUGGCGGACGCCGUCUUCCUGGAUAUCCCCAGUCCAUGGGAGGCAGUGGGACACGCCAAGACCACUAUGAAGAAGCAAGGCGGGCGGCUGUGUUCGUUCUCCCCGUGCAUCGAACAGGUCCAGAGGACAUGCGAGGCUCUGGCGGACCAGGGCUUCGAGGAGAUCAGCACUUUGGAGGUCUUGCUGCGAGUCCACGACGUCCGAACCGUCUCCCUGCCGCUGCCCGACUUCGGCCCCGACCCUUCAGCCCCGGCGCCGCCCGACGCCGACUCGAAAGCUCCGAACAGCGCCUCAGUCACCAUCAAAACCACCACACCGCCGCGAGAAAUACCCGGACACACGGGAUACCUCACCUUCGCCACCAAACCCAGAACCUAAGCCUCAUUUCAUCAGCAGGACAUGAGUUGUAAUCUGUGCCUUUUCCCUGAGACCUGCAGAGGAAUGAGGCCGAGGAAAUCCAGCAGGUACCAGGUUGCGCCAGGUCCCGGUUGGCAGCGCCGCACCAAGAGGAUUUACAGUUCAGUCUUACACAAUUCUGUCCUCCUGUCACUUGGCACAGUUUCACUGCUUGAAUCGAGCGAGUAAAUCAAAUCUGGAGAGGUUUAAUUUUAACAUAAUCUGAUUUAUCGCCUCACAUUUUUAUAAAAAAUCUGUUUUAAUUCGUACAGGAAAGAUAGUUUUUUUUGUUAUUUUGCGCUUUUGUAUCCACAUGAAUACAAUAAGGGUGUUGUUUUGUUUGUUUCUUGGCCCCGAACACUGAAGAAGAAGAAGUGACAGACGUUAAUCCCUUGUCCGAUAAUUAAACAUGUUCCCCUGAGCAGAACCGGUCCUGUUCCAGAUCAGUCAGGGGGAAAAGUCGGCUUUAAUUUAAUCAUCUUUUUAAAGUGGUUCCUUAAGGGCUACACAGAAAAAAGUGUUUGCAUAUGCAUUAGUUCUAAAAAAAAAAUAAAAUGUUCUGCAUU
Messenger RNA from Sphaeramia orbicularis (orbiculate cardinalfish), 1687 nucleotides. It is a transcript of the gene trmt61a, whose product is annotated as tRNA methyltransferase 61A. Bases 207 to 1103 code for a protein of 298 amino acids. Gene Ontology annotation, biological process: tRNA methylation. The transcript is spliced from 4 exons. NCBI's taxonomy places the organism in Eukaryota, Metazoa, Chordata, Actinopteri, Kurtiformes, Apogonidae. Gene Ontology annotation, molecular function: tRNA (adenine(58)-N1)-methyltransferase activity. Gene Ontology annotation, cellular component: tRNA (m1A) methyltransferase complex; nucleus. The record is from RefSeq and is a predicted model, not a curated record.